This is a messenger RNA of Anopheles bellator, 6619 nucleotides long. RefSeq names its product protein Fe65 homolog. The coding region runs from base 1 to 2100 and encodes 699 amino acids. NCBI's taxonomy places the organism in Eukaryota, Metazoa, Arthropoda, Insecta, Diptera, Culicidae. The transcript is spliced from 12 exons. The record is from RefSeq and is a predicted model, not a curated record. Gene Ontology annotation, cellular component: cytoplasm; nucleus. Gene Ontology annotation, biological process: regulation of DNA-templated transcription. Gene Ontology annotation, molecular function: amyloid-beta binding; transcription factor binding.
AUGUUGUCAGGUGAUAUUUUGAUCCGCCAACCAUUGAGUGUGGCCUUGCUGCCGCCACCCUCAUUAAUAGAAUUUUGCAAAAUUAUGGCGGCACUUGCAACGCUAGCCAAUCAGCAAAAUAUCGACGAUGAUGAUAUUUUCCUAGAAAAUGGUCUUCUAAGCUACGAGAAUCCCAACUACCAUAUGGACCCACAGCGUAUGGAGCGGAACUCGCACCUGUACGAGGAAAUCAUCUCGGAGCUGCAGCAGCAGGGCACCCUCCGGCCGAUUGCUGGUGUCCAGAAUGGGACGCAAAUGAUCGGCAGCAACAGAAAAGGGUACGGUGUGCUCGACCUGGACACGAUGGGCGUAGAGCUGAAGGACAACCCGGCGGAUGCCAGUUCACCGAAGGAGAAGAAAAGUCUGCUGGGAGACACAUCUCCGAACGAGUCCAAAACGCAGAAAGAUCAGGAACCGGAGCACGGUGAAAAGGCACAGGAAAUCCAGCACAUCCCUGGCACGCUCAACUCGGACGAUCUGUACGCGCUGCCCAACAAACGGAAACAGCAGGAAGCCGUCGGCGAAGUGCCAUCGGAAGAGGACGACGAUGAGGACGAGACGGCCGACAAGGACAAGAACGGUCGGCGGGAGGAUAUCGAAGCUAUCGAGGAUAAGGACAAGACGAAAGACUUACCACCGGGCUGGGAGAAACACGAAGACAACAGCGGGCCGUACUACUGGCACAUCAAGUCGGGGACUAUCCAGCGCGAGCCGCCCGUGUGGCCGAAGGAUGCUAGCUACCGGGAGCUGAAGACACCUAGCAUUCCGAUACCGAAAAGUAUACAGAACUCGUCCUUCACCCAAGCCUUGAACAGUCUGUACGGGGCAAAGGAUGGCAGUGGCACCAGUGGUAGUGGCGGCGGUGGCGGUAACUCCACCAAGUCUGCCCUCUACGAUAGCAUGACGUCAUCGGUCACCAGAAGUAGCACUAGUUCGGCGUUGGACCAAGAAGACGAACGACGCAGGCGAGAAGACGUAGCACUGAAACGACGAAGUUUUCCACUGAAAUCCGACACCGAUCGCCCGAUACGAUUUGCCGUCCGGUCGCUCGGCUGGGUCGAGAUUGCCGAGGAAGACCUGACGCCGGAACGGUCGUCGAAAGCCGUCAACAAAUGCAUCGUCGACCUGUCGCUCGGCCGCAACGACAUGCUGGACGUCGUCGGUCGAUGGGGUGAUGGCAAGGAUUUAUUCAUGGACCUGGACGAAGGCGCUCUCAAGCUGAUAGAUCCGGAAAAUUUGACAAUACUAAACUCGCAGCCGAUCCACACGAUACGUGUGUGGGGCGUUGGGCGUGACAAUGGCCGAGAUUUUGCUUACGUGGCUCGCGAUCGUCUCACCAGGAUUCAUAUGUGUCACGUGUUUCGCUGCGAAACUGCUGCCAGAACGAUUGCUAACACGCUCAGAGAUAUUUGUAAGCGAAUAAUGAUCGAACGUUCCCUCCAACUCGACACAAACGGGUCCAACCUGAGCAGCACCCGGUGCGCUAUACGUCCGACGGAUCUACCGACUGAGAACCGGCGAUGGAUACGACAUCCACAAUCUUUCCCCACUCCGAUGGAAGAACCAAAGAAAGUAUUACGGGCGCAGUACGUUGGCUGUGCCGAAGUAAGCCAACCGACCGGUAUCGAGGUGCUAAAUGACGCUAUCGAUAAGCUAACCAGUACGCCGGUGGAAUCCUGGGACUACGUCAACGUAUCGGUGGCACCGAGUAUGAUUAGUGUUAACACAUCGGAUAUUGAGGGACGAUUGCUGUGCGAGUGCCGCGUACGGUACUUGAGUUUCCUGGGUAUUGGAAAAAACGCGCAGCAGUGCGCCUUCAUCAUGCACACCGCGCAGGACAAGUUCGUGGCACACGUGUUCUAUUGCGAGCCAACCAGUGGGCCCCUCUGCAAGACGAUAGAGGCUGCGUGCAAGCUCCGGUACCAGAAAUGCUUGGACGCACACCCGGAAGGUGGCGGUCGCUACUCGGCCGACUCGCACACGCCCGGAAAGGGAAUCGGUGCGACGUUAAAAAACUUGAUGAGCUCGUUCUCGCUAAAAAAGGAUAAGGCCAGUUCCUGAGAACGAGCCAGAUCUCUGCAGGAAAUCUGGCCACUUCCUCCAGAGAGGGAAGUCAUUCCGCACCGACAUCUGCAGUCGCCGCUGAUAAGCAAGCGGAUCUUUGAGCAUCCCAACAGUCCGUAGCAUUUGAUGCUGCCAGUAGCCUGGCAGAAGAUAAACAUAGCGAAAUACAGCAGCAAUCAGCACCGUAAACCCCUACCGUUUGCCGGCGGCCAUUCGUCGGUGCUGGGACUGAGCGCUGUCAGGAAGAUAGGUGGUAACGAUACAGGCGUCGAUCCUACGUCAGGUUCCGUCGAUACCAUGAACGAUGCCAAGCGUACAGAAGAAGCAGUAGCGGACAGGGAAGAUAGUGAUAGUAGUAAGCUGCUUGACGCCGUGAUGGAGGAAUCGUUUACGAGCUGCUAGGCGUGCACACGGAUACGGAUAGAGGGAUGAAAAAUUGAAAACGGAAAUCGAAAAAAAAACAAUGAAACUCAAACGAAAACUACUCAUUCGCGAUCGCUUCAACGUGUGCUUUGGCAAGUACCAACAGAUACCGCUAUCGCUAGGAACUGCAAUUAUCAAGAGGCUCUCUACUCGGUGCUCGACGCAUAGUUCAUACAGGGGCGGCGACACCUAAACAGGAUAAUGCGCGUAAGCCGCAAUACGUGCCGCUAACAACGGGGCUGCUGUGCGGUCACCAAAGCGCCAACGUGCUCAUCACAGUAGAAAACCGUUCGUCCACUCGGCUUUGCUUCAGUAUUGCUUAUCAGAGGAAGAAGAGCGUAGUGCACGUUUCUGGGUCUCGCACACAGGAUGAGGUUUGUAACGGUCCCGUUUGACCUUACGUUCAGUUUUUCUUCCUGUCGGAAAAAAACAAUCGGUGGAUGUGGUUGCGUUUUCUAAAUGUAAGCUUGUGUUUCAAACCAAAAGAAGUUUCCUUUCCAUCUUACCACCCAAAUGGAGAUCACCAAUCACCCAACCGAGGAUGAGAUGACAGUUUCGAUGCUUCGUUACUGUUUUGUGCAUUUCUCUCACUUUUCGCAACAUCAACUAAUUAGCAAAUGGAAACUGCCGUUCGAUGUGGAACCGUUGCCGCGUUCGGUGUAUAUACAUUUACACGCAUAUAUUUUUAUACCGUAGCAAUGUGAACGCUAAGAAGGAGCGACGCGGAUCAGGAGCGGACCGAGGGAAUCUACUAUAGCCCUAGUGUCACGAGUGUGGCCAGAGCUAAAUGCUAAAUUUGGGCAGCUUUGCACGUGCAGGCCGUUUAACAUAAACCACCUGCCACGGGAAACCAAACAGAAGCAAACAAAACAUAACAAAUGUAUCGCCAACCAAUUUACGACAAAUGAUUGAGACAAACACAAACGCAAAAAAACGCUUGUGUCACAAAUGCCUUUGCCUUGCGUGUACGUAAAUUGUUCUGUUGCUCCCUUUCUAGGAAACGUGAUAGAGUUACACAAUCGCCGACCUGCGCAGUUGACGAGGAUAUCGGUGGACGUAGUGUUUAAGGCUAAGAAUCAGAUUAGAGUGGUGAUUGAUGAUGGAUGGUUUUAUUUUUGCUACCUGUAGAUUGUGUUUGCUUUAGAGAAUAGUUUACAAAUUGUAGGCCACGUAAGGGAUACGAACAGUCGACGAGUAUUAGCCAUAGUGUCUAGCGAGUCUGUACCACGAGUGCAGUGAACGAGGUGCAGUAGCGAGAAAUGUAGGAACAAAUCAGAGACUUGCGACGUAGUGUAAGAUCCGAACCCAAGUUUUAGCCCAUGUAUCCUUCCUCCAAGCCAUGUUCCUAGUCUGAAUUUGAGACGAUGGACUUUGUCCUGCUGUGCUGGCUAUUGACGUAGCCUCAGAAGUCGUUCAACUCGCCUGUAGAAACAAAGAACACUUCGAAAGACCUUUCAACUCGAGGCACUCCGUGCCAUAUCCGUGCUACUUUUUGUUCCAGAGUACAGAAUAAAAUACUAAAAUGUAGGCAAAUGAGUUGCCAAGAGCAUUCUUCUAAAGGAUGAAGGUUUGCUUGGCCAUAGCAUUUAAAGAAGAAUCGUGUAUCGGCCAUUUGGGUUAGGCUUAAGAUCGGUGUGCAUCGCCAGAUGUACGCCCACCACGCGUAUCGGCGUAGUUGAAACAAAACCUGUUGGUAGUAGAUAACUCGUGAAUUUGAUGAAGAAUUUUCCCACACACUUCCCCUGUAUGGGUUACAUUUUGGCGACUAAACCAAAACAGUGACUAUGACGAGGUCUUACGAAGAACAUUUGUAAACGGUGAGGUAAAUGCUGCUUAUUUUAGCCGGAGAGGAAACUGUACCUAUGAACAUAUCCCGCCACGAACACAGUGAUUCACCAAAGUUAGUCAAAAUAUUAGCAAAUCCCGAGCAAAUUUCGUAUCCCUUUAGUUGUUGCUUCUUAACCACAGGGAAAGAGGGUUCAAUUACGGUUUUCAACGAACGCGAGUCCACUGUUUUAGUCCAGGCAACUGUAUGGACCAAUUGUGCUACAUAUAAUCUAUAUAUAAACCAGCAUAAGAAAGGAAAGCAGAACGCAAGUAAACACAAAUCAGGAAUUUCGAUGGAACACAAUAGCUAAAGGAACCAAAUAGACCAGAGAGCGUUUUCUAAAGCCUUUCAAGCCAUAUUUUCUAAGUUACAACUUUUCUGUAGCUGCUGAUCAGUGAGAUGGUGCGAAACCGACUAGUUUACUUGAAUUCAUCGUGUGCAGAAAGCUUUCGAUAAUUAGUUUCAUUAUUCAAAUGUGUAUUAUUUCAACAUCAAACCCAUAAACAUGCUUUAAGGUACUGCCACAAUCUGUCGUGUCACACACUGUCUGUUGUUCAGUUUGUUAUAGCAAUAACUUAAAAAGGUAUCUGACGUGGUUGAAUCUUUGAAUCAAUUUAUUACCACCCAAUAACCCUAAACACGUAUAAUAAACUAAACCACAUCAUGCAACAGGAGAAAUUUCAAAUUUCAAGCUUGUCGGCGAGUAAAAAGUUGUGACAUUCGUUGAUGAUGCCCAUCUUUGAACUUACCGAACAGGUAGCUCCGAAUCCCUGAAGAUCGUUAGUGAGUUUAGUUGCGGGGCCACAGUAGAACAAUACGCUUUUCACCACUACCACCAUCACAUAUUUUCGUAUGAUUAUUUUUACUGAGAGCACGAAAAACCAACUGUCAAAUAAACACAGCAAUCAAUAGAAUAGGGAUAAACAUUAAAAAUGCUAAGAUAGAUACCCCUAAACGGCGCACUAUGACAUUUGAUUCGGAUCUAUGCAUCCAUGGAGCUUUAGCUGUAUGCGCAAGGCUGUACUGAGCUGACGGCUGGGCCCCAAGAGCAGCGCGUAGUUAAGUGAAAACGUUGUGGUAAAAAGUAUAAAGCUUAAGCGAUAGCUAAACAAACAGCUAGUGACAAAAAGCUCGGCUUGGCCACUCAUACAAUCCGUUCUAAUGCAGGAAGUUGGGACUUACCAAAGAGCGACGCAUUCGAAUUCAUCAAGAGCUAUAGAAACCAAAACGCUGGCGAAUGGUAGAGAUUAAAAUGAAAUCUAUACACAACAUAUUUAAAAGCAAAUGCAAGCAACUAAGUAAGGUUCGCCGGCAGCAGAAAAAUAAGCGUAGAUGUAUAACAAGCCGGCAACACGCAAAACCCGAUGCAAAUCAACACAAAAUAAACACGUAAAUCGAAAUACCCACAACCCACAGCGCUAAACAUAACCGAACAAAACUUGUGCUUGUUGCUUUUUUGCACUUUAUGGCACUAUUCAAUGAAAGUACGGAACCCGGAGAGACAGUUGCAUAAUUAUUUGGCGGAAGUUCCAGCUCUGUGCUUCUAGCACGGACCUGGAACUCCGGGCAUGGCGAACGGAUACAUUUGACGAAUCAGUAAUCCUUGCCAAUGGUAUGCACUCCUGAUGAGUUAAGGAAAGAUUGAUCAAACAUGGCGGAACGUGUUGCCCCUUUAGGCCACCAUUCACCCUUGCGAGCUUGGGCGAUGCGCACUAAGCGCAUCGCAACUGCGUUUUAAUGUAAUGGACCAUGAAAAUAAUGGCGAAGUCGAAAGGCGAAGCACCCAACCGUGAUGUGCGAGUUUGCUUACCAUCAAUAUGACCCUAAUUACUAUUCGGCACAGUACGGCCGUACCGAAGAACCGCACUUGAACUUGGCCCACCAGAACUUGGCCCGGCCAGCUCGUUGAGAAAUGCUACGAAUUUUUGGUGCAGGUCUAGAGAGGCGGCUUGGCUGAAUUACUUGCCACGUUAUUGAAGAUGCAAAAAGGGUUUUUAUCCCCGAAAUAGUGUAGUGUGGUGUGAACUCAAUUGUCCGGUUUUUUUGGCUUGUGGAUCGGGGCAGAUUUGUGCCACUUUUCAACGCAAAUAAAUUGUCAUAACAAAUCCGCUGGAACUGGUUACAUUACUUUGAAACGGAAUGACACGCGUAAAUUCAUAAAAUGGGUCGAAGGACGGCCCAGUAUGCAACCAAAAAGCCGGCAACGAGAAAGAAUGUCACGGCCAAGCAUUAAACAGGUGAAACCAUUGAAGGAAACGGAAGAGA